Triticum turgidum subsp. durum (durum wheat) is the source of this 3075-nucleotide messenger RNA. The record is from the annotation of a GenBank genome assembly. Lineage: Eukaryota; Viridiplantae; Streptophyta; Magnoliopsida; Poales; Poaceae.
AUGGAAAUCGACGGCGAUGGCGGCGGCGGCGAACCGGAGGACAGGGGGCGAAUGGAGCUGGUGGACCUCCUGGAAGGCAUCCGAACCUCCGAGGUUUUGGAGAGCAGAACUUGCCUUAUCAACCAACUCGAGGGUUCCUCCCAGUUCUCUGCAGAAGAUCUGGGCCUAAUACUUGAAACCCUCACUGCAUCUUGGGAUGAGUCCAGAUGUUCAGGUGUAUCACACUGCCUGCUACACAAGUCAGUUUUGCAGGUUGUUCUGAAAUGCGCUGAGUUAGAUACAGCCGCAUGUCUGCCGCAAUUUCUUACUCUGGGUGCAAAGGCCAGCUCAUGGUGUGGGAAGCAUCUCAUAUGGUUCACCGAAUCUAUUGAUGAAUCUGAAGCACUUCAAGAGGAAGAGCACAACUGUUUAUGCCUAGAGAUAAUUUCACUGACCUUAAAUAUCUCUAUCAAGCUCCUUCCAAUGGCGGCAAAAUGCAUCACUGUUGAUGUCGUGCAUACUAUUGGUGGUUUUAUUUCGGAAUUGCUAACACUGACGGAAAACUCAAUAGUUGACAAGACAGUUAAUGGAACUGCAGCACAUGUUGCCAAGGCUGCACCUGCUUUUCUGGAUGAAACCAUCAAACUGUGCAGAGCAUAUUGUGAGGCUGCAAAGUCAGAUAUCGGCAGAAUUUCCAUGCCUACAGAAGAGAUAACUGUGAAACUCCAAUUACCAGAUCUUACAAGCGACGUGGUCAGGAUUACAGCAUGCACUAUUCAGACCUUGUGUAAAAUAGGAACAUAUGCAGCAUCCAGUGGUGGAAGCCAGGUGGCUUUAUUGAAUGUGUCAUGGAAGGGUGUAGUUUCCUUACUGCAACUUGGCAAAGGACUGAUAGAAGUAAAAGUUAGUGUCAGUGAUAUCAUUUCGACUCUUAUCUCCCUUGUCAUUGAAUCUCUGAGGGUUGCUGCGGAUACAUGGUGUACGUCAUUACAAGAAGCCCUUGGUGUAUCUGAAGCUAGAAGGGCAUUCUUACCAAUCAAGUUUUUCUUAAUAAAUGCUGUAAGGAUUUGUUCUGUAUACCCAUCCGAAGCACUGACUAUAUACAAGGACAUGAUCAGGUGUGUAUUGGUGAUAUCAUCCUCAAGCAUUUUAUUCAGCAAAGAUCCCCUGUUGAAAGCAGCUUAUGAGCCACUUGUUGAAUUAUUGGAGUCUAAUUCCUUUCAUUUACUAGACACACUUAUGAAGUCAUCAGAAGUAAGACUAGAGUCGAAAUGCCAGCUUGUGCAGUAUUUUCUGGAAAAUGAAGAAGCUAAUGGUCCAGCUCAAGUGGGGCAGAAUGAUCAGAGAGAGAUAAAUUUGGUUUCAUUGAGCUGCAUUUUCUCUCUGGAUCCUGAUGUCGAUAACAGAAACAGAGCUCUUUUACCUGCUAAACUUAUUGUGUUUUUGCACUUCCUCACUAUUUCCCCAAACUUGGACGAAGAGGUGGUCAUUGAAUUAUCUAAAAAGCUACAAUCUCUUCUCAAUAUGUUAACAUUGGAAGAUGUCUACUCAUUUGUCCUUGGCUGCCAUAUUCCUACAGUUUAUAGUGCUGACCAUCCUCCUGUAGUUGUCUGGCAACCUGUGUAUACUUUUCUCAUACAAGCCCUGAAGACUUAUAUGAUUGCUGCUGCUGCUGCUUCAAGUGUUGCUUGGAAUGAGGUGGAAGCCUUCCUACUUGAGAGCCUUUUUCAUCCCCAUUUCUUUUGCUUGGAAAUUUUAACAGAGCUAUGGUGUUUCUUCACGCGCUGUGCUGAAAGUGAAACUUCAACUUAUUUAAUCAACCAACUAUUUCUUCUGUUAAAGACUGCAGCGUCAUCAGAGAAAGUUCUUGCACCUCUCAGUGCUUUCCGGAAGGUUGCACGUGCAUUCUGUAUCAUCUUGAGCUAUGCAUCAUGUGCAACUGUUGAUCAAAUUUAUACCUGUGUGCUGAAUGAUCAUAACUCUUCCAAGUCAUCAGUCCUGCACUUAGCGUUGUUGAUGGAAGGAUUUCCUUUUGAUUCAUUGUCAGAUGGUAUAAGGAUGCAUGCUGUAAACCAAUUGUUCACUUCUUUUGUCGGGUAUCUACAGAGCUCCUUGAAGAAUCAUGGUGCGAUUGUUUUGCCAACUUCUAGUUCCGGGGUAAUAGGUCUUCCUGUACAUGCUCUAGCCUCCGCAUUGCAGCGAUGCGAAAUAAAGGACUAUAGCCUCAUAGAUGGGAAGAGUAUUACCACUAUGUUUAAGUUCAGCAUCUCCCUCAUCAAUCUGUAUAGAACUGCACCUGACAGCAGUAAGGGCCACCUUGCCCAGCUCAUUAGUUCCGUAUUGGAUAUUAUCUCAAACAUGAGGCAUCUGUGUGCAUUCUAUCAGAUGGAGAAACUAACUCUAGAGUUGCACACCCUGUUCAUGUCUAGUUCUGACAAUUCAAAGGCAGUGCUGUCCCAGUGCAAACCAUCACUAGCUUCAUUUAUGGCAAUUCUUGGUCACUUGAACUCCAGCGAAGAUGAUUCUAAUUCACUUUGUUCUGCAAUGCCGGAUUUAUACCAUCUCUUGGUGAGGGAAAGGCACUGGGCACUCGUUCACCUAGCAAUGGGCUCCUUUGGCUACUUUGCUGCCCGCACAUCUUUUACGCAGCUCUGGAGAUUCGUUCCUGGAGAUGCUGCCCUUUCAUAUAAUACAAAUACAGGGGUGGACAUUGACGAGAACGGAUUCAUGUUGGAACUGAGAGCCUUUCUUCAGAAAGAGGUUGCUUUACGCGCUGACAAAUGGUCUGAAGAGCAGGUCUGCUUUCUAGUUUCAGAGGGGAGAGUGCUGAAGAAACUGGUUGAAACAACAUCUGAAAUUCCACAAGCUCCAGAGCGCGAGGAAAAAGCUGCCAUUUCAAUGGAUGUCAACACAAAGAAGAGGAAGUUGCCAGAUGGAAUCGGCGAAGGGAUGGCGCUGCUACAGAAUGGUCUCAAGGUGAUGCGAAGCGCUCUUGAUGAAACUGAUUCAGCAGAGCUCAAGGACAGGCUUGCGACACACUUGUCACGCCUCGAGAGUGCAGUUUCUCAAAUUGCAAGUUUCUCUGACAAAAUCUGA